AUGCUUCUCAAGUUUGAGCCCAUCGAGGAGGAAGUCCCACCGGAGUUGCAGUCACAGGAGAUUCCAGAAGACGUAGGACAUACCACCGAGCUUCCUGAGUUUCCCGAUCACCAGCCCUCAACCUUUUUAAAAGCGGCGGCGGGCCCCGGGCGGCGGCGGAUCCGGGCCUCGGGCGGGCGGGCGGCGGCGGCCUUCGGCGGAUCCGGCUUCCUCCCGGAGCUCCGCGCGGUCCUGCGGGGGUUCCGCGCGGCCGUCGACGAGCGGGACCUCUCCAUGGACCCCGGCUUCCUCCCGGAGCUCGCCGCGCUGCUGCCCCACCGCCGCCGCGUCGCGCUGCCCCAGGCGGAGGGAAAGUACCGAUGUUGAGGACAUGUUUCUUGCUCAUAGAAGGAUUGCUUGGUCAAUGGUUAGCUUACUCAGAGUCUUUGAAUCAAAUCAGUGUGCUCAUUUCCUUGCAUGAUGACUCCUUUUGUUUUUUUAACUUAUUUUGACUUCAAUAAUUAGAUGUGUACACUAUGACUACUAUUCCAAAUACAUUCAACUCCUGAGCAGAUUAACAUGGGGUUGGCCUAAUUAUUGGAACAAGUUGUCCUUAAGUAUCUAAUAUUUUUUCCCUGUCUA
Molecule: messenger RNA, 621 nt
Organism: Panicum virgatum (switchgrass)
Lineage: Eukaryota; Viridiplantae; Streptophyta; Magnoliopsida; Poales; Poaceae
Exons: 3
Coding region: 1-366 (121 amino acids)
Source: RefSeq, a predicted model, not a curated record